This is a messenger RNA of Scutellospora calospora, 241 nucleotides long. Lineage: Eukaryota; Fungi; Glomeromycota; Glomeromycetes; Diversisporales; Gigasporaceae. The record is from the annotation of a GenBank genome assembly.
UCCAAAAUAUGCUACUCUUGUUAUAUUUGUUAAGUGUAUUUUUGCUCUUGUUCCUCAUACUGCAGAAACUAAAAGAUGUUUUUCAACUAUUAGAUAUCAUAAUACAAAAUACUGGAAUAAUAUAAAAACUAGUAUAUUAAAAGUUAUAGAAGAACAAAAUGAACUUGAAGUAUUUACAAAUUUGGUACCAAAGUUUGUAAUUGAGCAAUUAGUUGAUAUUGAUGAUCCUAUUUUAAAAUAA